GAAGCAGUCAAUAAACUUUCCACUUGUCUGCUGAUUUUCUAACCUAAAAAUGAUAAACACUAAACAGCAGACGUUGACGUGAGUGUUGUUGGAAUAAUUCCACAAGUUUAAUUUUGAAGUUUGUAAUCAAGUAAAGUAUUUAUUGCUCUAUUCCUACGUUCAAUCCAACUUCAGUUUUUUACCCCUUUUAGAAGUUGAAACUGUUACAAUGAAGAAGUUGUCGGAGCUACGACCAGACAAAAGUCUACUGAAUCCAAACUUCAAUGGCUACAAGUUAUCCUUGGCAAGCAUACCAUCCUAUAAUCUUGCCUUCGAAAAGGGCGUUGAUCAAGUAUCUCCUAGUGAUGAUCAAUAUUCGUUCCUUUAUGCAAAACUAUUCAGCCUUCAUAACUACUUAAUUGCGGAUAAAUGGAACGCGGGUCACUUAUAUUUCAUCGAUAGAGACUGGAGAAUUCAAAAAAUUGUCAUGAACGAAUCAGAUUUGGUGGAGAAAACAGAAGCCGUAUGGGAAAUUCCAAGCAAUCACAAACGAGCACCUGGUCAUUACUUCCCUUCCAUAUCGUUUCCAUCUCAAGACUUGGCUGUAGUAGCGGAUGGAGCUGGGACACUUCAUAUUAUUUCCAGGAAGACAACUUGGGAGGCGAACUAUAGCGAGGAGGUGAUCGGAAAGGAAACGCCUUUUGUUGUGUAUGACAGUCAGUGUGAGGAAACCAAUUCUCAAUGUGUCCUUCACUGUUUGGCUGUUCAUGUGAAAUCAGAAGAAGAUUCCAAGGAAUGUGAUCCAUCCAAUCGUUAUGUAACAGUUAUCGACUGGUUAUCAUUGCUACAAGAAUCUUCUGGAAGUUGGUCGAUGAAAAAUAUCCGUCAGUUACAAGGUGCUGGGUUACCAGACUAUAUAACCUUGGAACCUGGAUGCAAAAACAUCUACUUGGUAAAUGAGUCUCCUUUCAAGUUUAUUUCUGACUCAGAAAAUCCAGUCAUUGUUGAGGAGAUUGACGACAAGAAGAGCAAUAUUCCGGAUUCUGAAAAAUUGUACAAGUGGCAGCAGAAUGAUGAAGAAAUCAAACUAUCAUUCGAGUUUGAAAACAAAAUAGAGAAAAGUGAAAUCAAAAUUAUAGCUACCUGUAAUAACUUUUCGCUCAAAUACAAAGAGAAGCUCAUUCUGUCGGGAUCGCUAUUUCAUCGCAUUGAUAACGAUUUAACAUUGUGGACACUACAAGAUAACAAGUUAGAAGUGACUGUACAGAAAGAAGAAAAAGGACUUAUGUGGAGAGAAUUUGUGACAGGUGACAGUCACGGGGAAGAGGUUCUCGACGAAAGUGUGGUCAGUGAAGUUCAUCAGAGGCUGUCACAUCUCUGUUCAGAUACUCCGGUAAAGGAUAUCGAUGUGUGUGGGUCUGCCCCGUCCUUCAACAUGGAACAAUUGGAGGACUGUGAUAGCACACCUGGAGAGUACAAAGUCCUCAUGAGGGUGGACGGUGUCACUCAUGAAGUCACUGGCGAGUACACCCUAGCAGGCCACCAAUGGCUGUUCAGCAUUGAGCAGUCGACCAGCUCAGCAGCCGCCAUUUGCAUUCGCCACGAUGUCGACGCGUGCGUGUGGCAGCCUCGAGCGGUCAACCAUCCACCGGCGGCACCGUGGCCGUGUCAGCACAUCGGCACCUUCUAUGCGUUCGGCUAUGUGCAAGCUUCAAAGCAGAACAAGAAGUUCCUGCUCAGUCCGCCAGAUUUAUCUUACGUUGUUGUAUGUGAGGCUUCGAACCACGUGCUGGUCUACCGACAAUCGAUGCCCGUUGACGGCGAUCUGAGGAACAGGAGAACGGGGGGGAGGGUCAGUGAGGUGGGGAUCCAACAACUCAUCAAACUCGAGUCGAACAGUGUUGUCCUGGGAGCCGUCGCCACCAAUCGGAGUCUCUUCAUUCUGCACGAGGAUUGCUUACAACAAUACCGAAUAAAUCAGUAGACUUCAACAUCAACUUGCCAUUUCAUUGCAACCCUGUUUAGGAUUUCAAACGAUGUUAGAGUUGAUUAGGUCGGUGCUACCGUAGAGAAAAGAUGGCAUAAGAGGAUAUCCCUUGAUAGUACUAUAGAAAAAAUAUAGCAUAAGAAGAUAUCCCGUGGACGUUUGUGUUCCAAUUUCACAAGUGUCAUUCAAAAACGAUAUAGACGUAGCUACGUUUUUCGGAAGAGACUAUAAGCCGUCGUUCCCAUCUACCUAAAAAGUAGUCAUCUCUCAUCAUCAUCCCUCUCACUCAUUACCCACGCACAAGCCUAAGAGCUUAUUUGGGCAUCACCCUCAGUAUUAUUAUUAGUUCUAAAAAUUCGACUGAGUAACUGUAAAUAUUGUAGAACCGUUCCAUAAUUAAAUAAAAACACAUAUGAAACUGUGUAGAAUUUGACAACAUAAUGUAUGUUUUUAUUUAAUUAUUAGUGCAGCUAUGCGACGCUGGUAGUCUCUCAUACUGUGCCGUUCUUACACUCUCACCCAGGAAACACAGUAAUGAUAGACAAUAGUCAAUAGUAAUCGGCUUGAAAUUUGUAACAUAAACCACCUGUAUCGUUGUAUAUCUAUUUGUGCUAUCUUUUCUCUAAUGUAACUACUACUUAAUGAAGAACAACACUGUGAAGAGAGAAUAACAGUGUAAUAAAUCACCCUCCAACGUACCCGCCAUAUCACGCCCGUGUUUCGGCCGACCGAUGAAGGUUGGGAAGGAAUAUUUUGGAAAUUGAACUCCAGCGAAACUUGCCUUCAUAAUUGGCCUUUUCUAGCUCUCUAGAGGAACACUCCACUCAUGAAAAGAAUACGAGCGUUGUGGUCGAAAGUGGAGAAGGAAUUAAAAGAAGCGACAAUAAAAAGAGACAACUAUUCUCUGUACUGUAUCCAUUUCCUAAAUGGUAGUUUGAAAAUUUGUAACAUCGUAUCCAUUGUCUAUUGCUAGAUUACUAUAAUAUUUUUUAAUGUGAGAUACUAAUAAUAAUUUUACAUCACCGUGCUUCAUGGAAAUUUUUAAAAUUCCAAGUGAGAAGGGAGUAGUAGUGAAUUAGAGGGAGUGGAGGAGUAGUAGUUUGGAAAUAGAAAUGUCGGGAAAAUAGUCUACCUCACAUGCAUACUACUGCAAACUGAUGUGUUAAUAACAAAAUUCACUAGGAAACUGCACUACACAGGAAAACAUUCCGCUCCAGCUUUGGAGUGCUUAGUUUUAUAUAAAACAAAAUGAGUCAAAAGAGUGCUGUACUAAUUCAUCCAUAUUUGAAAAACUAUUAAGAGAAAUUAAUAAAAAC
This is a messenger RNA of Nilaparvata lugens (brown planthopper), 3282 nucleotides long. Its product is annotated as nudC domain-containing protein 1. The transcript is spliced from 11 exons. NCBI's taxonomy places the organism in Eukaryota, Metazoa, Arthropoda, Insecta, Hemiptera, Delphacidae. Bases 209 to 1963 code for a protein of 584 amino acids. The record is from RefSeq and is a predicted model, not a curated record.